AUGCCUGCAAGUCAAACAUCCGUGGAGUGCGCCUCCGUAGGCGACGAUAUCAUCAAGGAGGACAUCAUCCAGACCGAGAUGGAGGAAUCCGGCAAUGGUCUGGAGCAGGUCAUCCCCAAGCCAGAAAGCAUUCGCGACAUGUCCCCCGAGGAAUUGCAGAGACUCGAAACCCGGAUGGUGCGCAAAGUCGACAUGGUCAUCAUGCCAAUCAUGGGCGUGCUAUACCUGCUCAACUACGUCGAUCGAUCUGCGCUGGCAUCGGCCAAGGUCUACGGUAUCAUGACCGACUUGAACAUGACUACCAAUGACUUUGCGUCUGCGAUCUCCAUCCUUUUCGCUGGUUAUAUCCCCUUUCAGAUCCCGUCAAAUCUGCUCAUGAGUAAGAUUUCUCGUCCUGGAUUUUAUAUUUGUGCUGCUGCCACUGUUUGGGGUGUUGUCAGUGGCUGUACGGGUGCUGUUCAAUCGUAUCAUGGCCUUUUGGCGGUUCGGGUGCUGCUGGGGGCUACCGAGGCUGUAUUCUUCCCUGGUGUCAUCUAUCUCAUGAGUGCGUGGUACACGAAGAAAGAACUGGGAAAGAGACUGGGAGCAUUGUUCAUUUUCCAAUCUAUUGGAAGUGCUUUUGGAGGAUUCAUUGCUGCGGCGUGUCUGACCCUGGAUGGACGCUAUGGUAUCGCUGGCUGGAGAUGGUUAUUCAUCGUUGAAGGAGCUACAACAGUGGGCUGUGGUCUCGUAUCAGCCAUGUUCAUGCCCGAAUACCCGCACAAAGCGCGACUCCUCAAACCCAUUGAGCGCGACUAUGCCGUUUGGCGCCUGGAAAUGGAGGCCGGUGCCGGUGAAGCCAAUGACGAAAUCACCGUCUGGAAGGGAUUCAAGAUGGCGUUCUCGGACCCUAAGAUUUGGGCUUUGGUGUGGUGUAUGGGUAUGAGUCAGGCAAUGGGCUCGACUGGAAAUUUCUUCCCGACUCUUGUUCAAACAUUGGGCUAUAAUAAAAACAUCACUCUCCUGCUCACUGCUCCGCCCUACGUCGUUGCAGCCAUCGCAAGUUGGGGAGCCGCCUAUAUCAGCGAUCACAUGAACAUAAUCCUCCCCAUCUUUCUCGUCAGCCUCGGCCUCGCAGUACUCGCCUAUGUAAUCUGUCUCGCCACCCUGACCCUCGGCGCACGCUACUUCGCCAUGAUGCUAAUGCCCUCCGUCAUCGCCUGUCCGCAGGCCAUGCUAUUCAAGACACUCAACAUUCACAUGGCUCGUCCAUACCCAAAACGUGCCGCUGGCGUUGCAAUGAUAAACGCCAUUGGCGGUAUUUCGAAUGUGUGGGCUAGUUAUUUGUAUUACGACGGGCCGCAUUAUUAUGCUGCUUUUGCUUGCACAAUCGGCUGCGCUGUUUCGUUUCUCGUUACGCUCGUAGUAUACACCUGGCACGUUCGUCGGUUGAAUAGACUUCUUGGAGGAACCCCUGAGGAGCAGCGUCGGGCCAUGAAGCAUGGCGUCACUCAGCAACAGAUUGACUUGGGUUGGCGAUUCUUGGGUUUCUGA
This is a messenger RNA of Talaromyces amestolkiae, 1533 nucleotides long. RefSeq lists its product as uncharacterized. The record is from RefSeq and is a predicted model, not a curated record. The transcript is spliced from 5 exons. NCBI's taxonomy places the organism in Eukaryota, Fungi, Ascomycota, Eurotiomycetes, Eurotiales, Trichocomaceae. Gene Ontology annotation, biological process: transmembrane transport. Gene Ontology annotation, molecular function: transmembrane transporter activity. Bases 1 to 1533 code for a protein of 510 amino acids. Gene Ontology annotation, cellular component: membrane.